This is a messenger RNA of Triticum turgidum subsp. durum (durum wheat), 1893 nucleotides long. NCBI's taxonomy places the organism in Eukaryota, Viridiplantae, Streptophyta, Magnoliopsida, Poales, Poaceae. The record is from the annotation of a GenBank genome assembly.
AUGGCCAAGGGCGAGGGGCCGGCGAUCGGCAUCGACCUCGGGACGACCUACUCCUGCGUCGGCGUGUGGCAGCAUGACCGCGUCGAGAUCAUCGCCAACGACCAGGGCAACCGCACCACGCCCUCCUACGUCGCCUUCACCGACACCGAGCGCCUCAUCGGCGACGCCGCUAAGAACCAGGUCGCCAUGAACCCCACCAACACCGUCUUCGAUGCGAAGCGGCUGAUUGGCAGGAGGUUCUCUGACCCCUCCGUACAGAGUGACAUGAAGCUGUGGCCCUUCAAGGUCAUCCCUGGCCCGGCUGACAAGCCUAUGAUCGUCGUCAACUACAAGGGCGAGGAGAAGCAGUUUGCUGCGGAGGAGAUCUCCUCCAUGAACGCCGUGGUCACCGUCCCGGCCUACUUCAACGACUCCCAGCGCCAGGCCACCAAGGACGCUGGUGCCAUCGCUGGGCUGAACGUGCUGCGCAUAAUCAACGAGCCCACUGCUGCUGCCAUUGCCUAUGGCCUUGACAAGAAGGCGACCAGCACGGGCGAGAAGAACGUCCUCAUCUUCGACCUUGGUGGUGGCACCUUCGAUGUGUCUCUCCUGACCAUCGAGGAGGGCAUCUUCGAGGUCAAGGCCACCGCUGGUGACACUCACCUGGGAGGGGAGGACUUCGACAACCGCAUGGUGAACCACUUCGUCCAGGAGUUCAAGCGCAAGCACAAGAAGGACAUCACCGGCAACCCGCGUGCUCUGCGUCGUCUCCGUACGGCGUGCGAGCGUGCCAAGCGCACGCUGUCGUCGACUGCACAGACCACCAUUGAGAUUGACUCGCUGUACGAGGGUGUGGACUUCUACACCACCAUCACCAGGGCUCGCUUCGAGGAGCUCAACAUGGACCUCUUCCGCAAGUGCAUGGAGCCGGUGGAGAAGUGCCUCCGUGACGCCAAGAUGGACAAGAGCACGGUGCACGACGUGGUGCUGGUCGGUGGCUCCACCCGUAUCCCCAAGGUGCAGCAGUUGCUCCAGGACUUCUUCAACGGCAAGGAGCUGUGCAAGAGCAUCAACCCCGACGAGGCAGUGGCGUAUGGCGCCUCCGUCCAGGCUGCCAUCCUGAGCGGCGAGGGCAACGAGAAGGUGCAGGACCUGCUGCUGCUCGACGUGACGCCGCUGUCCCUGGGCCUGGAGACCGCCGGCGGCGUCAUGACGACGCUCAUCCCGAGGAACACCACCAUCCCCACCAAGAAGGAGCAGGUCUUCUCCACCUACUCGGACAACCAGCCGGGCGUCCUGAUCCAGGUGUACGAGGGCGAGCGCGCCAGGACCAAGGACAACAACCUCCUGGGCAAGUUCGAGCUCUCUGGCAUCCCGCCGGCGCCCCGCGGCGUGCCCCAGAUCACGGUGUGCUUCGACAUCGACGCCAACGGCAUCCUGAACGUGUCGGCGGAGGACAAGACGACUGGGCAGAAGAACAAGAUCACCAUCACCAACGACAAGGGGCGGCUGAGCAAGGAGGAGAUCGAGAAGAUGGUGCAGGAGGCGGAGCGGUACAAGGCGGAGGACGAGGAGCACAAGAAGAAGGUGGACGCCAAGAACGCGCUGGAGAACUACGCCUACAACAUGCGCAACACGGUCAAGGACGACAAGAUCGCCUCCAAGCUCGGCGCCGACGACAAGAAGAAGGUUGAGGAGGCGAUCGAGGGCACCAUCAGCUGGCUGGACGCCAACCAGCUCGCCGAGGCCGACGAGUUCGAGGACAAGAUGAAGGAGCUGGAGGGCAUCUGCAACCCCAUCAUCGCCAAGAUGUACCAGGGCGCCGCGCCGGACAUGGGCGGCGGCAUGGGCAUGGACGAGGACAUGCCCGCCGGUGCUGGCGGCGCCGGCCCCAAGAUCGAGGAGGUGGACUAA